AUGGGAUCAUCAAAGUUUCCUCACACAAAGCUGUCACUCAUGCUAACAUUGUUUCUAGCCAUCUUCGCAUGUGCAGAAUCAACGCUUGAUCAUGGUUUUCUUCAAGAAACCAACAUAACUCUCUACGUUCAUGACUACUUUUCCGGCCCAAAUGCAACAACCAUCGCUAUUGGCAACCCAUCCGAUGACCACUGGGUUUCCGAUAAUUUUGGCGCAAUGUAUUGCAAAGACAGUCCCAUGACUGAGACGGCUGAUCCCGAGUCUGAUUAUGUAGGGCGGGCUCAAGGCACUUUUGUGAGUGCAGCCUUGGAUGGGUCAAGUAGCCAAGUAGUCCUGUCACUUGUGUUCGAGACAAAUCAAUUCCAGGGCAGUACUCUACAGGUACAAGGUGCUGGUGCUCAAUUCCAGAGGGUUAGAGAGCUGUCUGUGGUGGCUGGCACAGGUGAAUUUCGAUAUGCUAGAGGUUAUGCCACGUCUGAGACUAUUUAUUAUGAUCGGGAGGCUAAUUAUUCAGUUGCUGAGUGGAAUAUCACAAUGGAGCAUUAUAACUAA
Molecule: messenger RNA, 552 nt
Organism: Daucus carota subsp. sativus
Lineage: Eukaryota; Viridiplantae; Streptophyta; Magnoliopsida; Apiales; Apiaceae
Product: dirigent protein 22
Exons: 1
Coding region: 1-552 (183 amino acids)
Source: RefSeq, a predicted model, not a curated record